Messenger RNA from Miscanthus lutarioriparius, 2172 nucleotides. Lineage: Eukaryota; Viridiplantae; Streptophyta; Magnoliopsida; Poales; Poaceae. The record is from the annotation of a GenBank genome assembly.
AUGUUGGGCAAUCAGAUACAAGGGGGCUUGGGCACACCUGGGGCGCUGUCUCAUGCUUAUGUUCAGCAUCCUCCGCUGCGAUGUGACAUACCAGACAUUCGGGGUCUGUUCUAUGAUGAUGCAAAUAAGUUCCUUAUAGCUCCAACUGCUGAUCGGAUAUUGUACUGGAAAACAACUCUAUAUACUCCAUCUGGACCUCCAAACUCUGAUCCAGUUAAUGAAGGACCUGUCUUAUCAGUUCGAUAUUCGCUGGAUCAUAAAGCCAUUGGGAUUCAACGAUCCAGACAUGGAAUUGAGUUUAGAAAUAGGGAAACAGGGGAGACUUGUAACAAAAAGUGCAGAGCUGAUUCAGAAACUAUACUUGGCUUUUUCUGGACAGAUUGCCCAACAUGUGAUGUUAUACUUGUAAAAACAAGCGGUCUUGAUCUUCUUGCCUAUGAGCCUCAGUCCCAUGCUUUUCACUUGGUGGAAUCAAAGAAAUUCAAUGUUAGCUGGUAUCUUUACACACAUGAAAGUAGGCUGAUUCUUCUUGCUUCUGGAAUGCAAUGCACGAUGUUUACUGGCUAUCAGUUUUCUGCUGGUGGGAUUGUCAAAAUACCAAAGUUUGAGAUGAUGUCUAAAAGUGAAGCAAACAACAAGCCUGUUCUAGCUGCAGAUGAUGUUCACAUUGUAACAGUCUAUGGUAGGAUUUAUUGCUUGCAGCUUGACAGAGUUAGUAUGUCAUUGAAUCUAUAUCGCUUUUACCGUGAUGCUGUUGUACAGCAGUGUAGUCUGCCAACAUACUCAAGCAGAAUUGCAGUUAGUGCUGUUGACAACAUAAUUAUGGUUCACCAAAUAGAUGCAAAAGUAGUCAUACUUUACGAUGUGUCCCUGGAUUCUUAUGCCCCAGUUUCUGCACCACUCCCACUGCUAGUGAGAGGGCUGCCCAUCAAUAGUAAACAAUUAUCUCAGACUGCAGAUAGCCAGUCUAGUGCUUAUGGUGGAACCAUCUAUGGAGAAGGUUGGAACUUUCUCAUUCCGGACCUCAUCUGCGAUGCUGAGAAUGGGCUCUUAUGGAAGCUCCAUUUAGACCUGGAGGCUAUUGCUGCUAGUAGCUCUGAUGCUCCUUCAAUUUUGGAAUUCCUUCAGAGACGAAAGUCUGAUCCAAGCAUGGUUAAGACUCCAUGCCUUGCUAUAGUUCGGACAAUCAUUCUGGAAAGGAGGUCAGUGCCCACAGUUGCUAAGGCAAUGGAUGUUGUUCUUGAUUCCUACACGCGUUUGAUGAAAAUGGGAGGGGCUUUUCCUGGGGUUAGGCGAACACAUGAGCAAAAUCAGCAGUUAGGUAGUCAGCCUAAUGAGGGCUCCCAUGUGGUUUCUCAGGAACCUAGUCCUGGAACAACAGUUAGUCCUGCUGUGAACCCAGACCAGGCAAGUGGGGCUGUGAAUAUAUCUGAACAGUCAAAUUCAGGGGUUGAGCAUUCAAUAGACAGGGGAUUACUAAAUAUAAAUAUAUCUUCUGAUUCUGCGGACAAUACAUCUGAUGCUGUCGACAAAAGACAGCAAACUGUUGGCGAAGCUAGCCGACCAUUGUCUUCAGGCACAUUGACUCAACAUGGACAACAUGCUGGAACCGUGGCAAUUUCUCCAAUUGAGAUGUUCCAGUCUGUCUUUACACUUGUUGAAGAUGAAAUGAUGGGUGAUCCUGCAUAUCUUAUUGCUGUCAUCAUGGAGUUUCUACAGAGUGUCUCAAAGGCUGGGCUCAAGGCUCCUCACAACCUUUAUGUGAUGAUGGCAACACUACUAGCUCGUAGCAACCGUUAUGCUGAAAUAGCAUUGUUUGUGUCAAACAAGAUUCUUGAGCCGUGUAAAGAACUGGCAAUGCAACUCAUGGAGCUGGGUCUGCAGCACCCGCCAACAAGGAAGUUGGGCAUGGAUAUGCUGAGGGAGCGAGGCCUGCAUCACGACUACGUUACUGCGAUGCUGCAAGAUGGGUACUACUUGGAGGCCUUGCGCUAUGCCAGAAAAUACAAGGUGAUCACCGUGCAGCCUGCCCUGUUCCUUGAGAAAGCCGUGGCGAAGAACAGCGCCCACAAUCUGGCUGCAGUGCUGAGCUUCUUCUGCGAGUUCACUCCGAGCUUCAAGACCACAUCGGACUUUGGCAGAUACCGGCAUAUCCUGUCAGAAAUGGUUUGA